CCUGAAGAGGCAGUGUGAGCGGAGGAUCUUCACUGCAGCCAGCCACAGUGUGGGAUAGAGGAGCAGAAGCUUCGGCCAGAGACCGGGAGCUGCACUGUGUGAGACCCGAAGGGGUGGGGGCUUAGCAAUGCAGGGAGCUGCUGUGAUGGAUAACAGCAGUCUCAAAGCCCUUCCGUGCCCAUCCCCCUGGCUCGGUCUCACCUUCAUGCCCCUCAUCAAAUACGGAAAUAUAUUUAUUUUACCUGGGCCCCGCCCCCUCCCUCGAUCCCUUUCUUCCCCUCAGAGGCAGGAAAACAUUUUCUUCCUGGUACAGCAGCAGCAGAAAGCCGAGGCUCCGCCCAUCUCACAGGCUCCGCCCCUCCCGCGUCCCGCGAUUUCCUCCCCUCCACCCAGAACUACAGUAUGAGAGGAUCCAGCACAGAGCUCCUGCAGGUACAGUUAAUGGCUGUUGGCUGCCGAUCAGAAGAGGCUUGGAUUACUGGAAGCACAACCAUGUUCAACACCACCUAACUGAACCUAAGAAUGGCAGGCUGUCUUUUCCAAAAGGACAAUUAUUCACAUAUUACUUAAAUCAAGACCAGGAAAGCUAAUCGCAGUCAUGCAGCAAUCACAGCCACGGCGCUUGUGGAGUAUGGGUACAACUGCCAGCGCAGCUCAGCAGCCAGCUCCAAUUGUGCCCCCUAGUGACAGCAUCGAAGGAAAUCGCAGUGGGAACUCAAGUGCAGAAGACAGAAACUCCCUGAGCAUUCACUCCUUCCAGACAGUGAGCAUCCACAACAAGGCCAAAUCCAUAAUCACCAACAAGGUGGCUCCUGUAGUGAUCACGUACAAUUGUAAAGAAGAGUUCCAAAUUCAUGAUGAUUUGCUCAAAUCCAAUUAUUCUGUUGGAAGGAUUUCUGAGACCAUGCCGGAACACUAUCUUGUAAAGGGAAAGUAUUUCCUGGUUCACGACGUGUACAGCAAGUUAGAUGUUUUAAACACUACAAACAGUUGUGGAGCACCGAAUUUCCGACAGGCCAAAGGAGGGUAUGAAGUGUACGGAAUGGGCCAGCCCAGCCUGAAUGGCUUCAAACAGGUCCUGCAGAAGCUUCAGAAUGAUGGACAUAAGGAAUGUAUGUUCUUCUGUGUUCGUGAGGAGCCAGUGAUGUUCCUGAGACUGGAGAAUGACUUUGUGCCUUAUACUCCCAGGAGGAAAGAGAACUUGCAUGAAAAUUUGCACACUUUCGAGAAAGGUGUCCGAGUAGAGAACCUGGAACUUUCUAUUCGGAAAGAGCUAUAUGAUUUUGCCCAGCUGAGUGGGAACAGUUAUUUUGUUUAUAACGACAUUGAACUUUUUAAAGAUGAGCCACAUUCUAUUAAGAUUGAGUGUGAAGAAGACGUACAUGUUACAGAGGAGGUGUACAACAGGCCUGUUUUUUUACUGCCUUCGUACAGGUACCAUCGUCUUCCUCUACCUGUAGAUGGUGCUCCCCUGGAAUCACAGUUUGAUGCUUUUGUAAAGUUUCUCAGGGAAAACCCAUGUCUCCUGCUGCUUCAUGAGGCCAGCCGUCCUGCACCAGCUUUGCUUUUCAGUUGCCAGACAGGAGUCGGCAGGACAAACUUAGCCAUGAUUCUGGGAACAUUGGUUCUGUAUCACCGCAAAGGAGCAACUGAAAAACAGACCAUCCCCCAGAGCACAAAUGAUUUGCCAAAGGAAUGUUUUCAGGUCAUACAGAACUUCAUCAAUAUGGUACCAAAAGGAGAAAGAAUAGUGGAAGAGGUAGACCACGCUAUUGCCUUAUGUUCUGAAAUGCACGAUAUUAAAUCAGCCAUAUACGAAUGCAAGAAGAAGCUGGAGGGCAUUGGUGAAGACUACAAAAUUCAGGGAAGUAGUACCAAAGAAUAUUUUCUUCGAGGAACCCUCAAUAGUCUGGAGCGAUACUUUUAUCUAAUAGCUUUUAACUACUACCUUCAUGAGCAGUACCCCUUGGCAUUUGCACUGAGUUUCAGUCGAUGGAUGUGCACGCAUCCUUGGAUUUACCGACUUCAGGCAAAUAUGAAUUUAUCAGAACUUACUUUAUCUGGGGAACUACUAACGAAAGGGACGCGAGUAUUGGUAUUGGAUGAGCGGUAUUCACCGGAUGUGCUGAGCACUGUGAAAGAAAUGAGCGUAGCCAACUUUAGAAGGGUGCCCAAAAUGCCCAUUUAUGGCACUGCCCAGCCAAGUUCAAAGGCCACAGGUUGUGUACUCAACUAUCUGACAGAUGCAAAGAGAAAAUAUUCCAAAGUACUGUGGGUGAACCUUCGAGAGGACGUUAUAUUUGAAGGCAAUGAACAGAUAUAUACUCCGAGGGAGCAGGACCAUUUGGAACAGCAUAUUGCAGUACCUGUGACUUCACCAGAACAACUGGAGAAAUUAGAAGCCACGAUUGCAAAUCAUAUUUUGACUUCACAAAAGUGGCUGGAGGUCUACCUGGAACAGGAGAAGCAAAUGAAGAUGUUUAAGACCUGUCAGACAAUGCAGGAAAUAUUUAACCAGCAGAAGAGCGCGUGUCCAGGCCUGGUGUACCGAAGAAUCCCCAUUCCUGAUUUCUGCGCUCCCAGGGAACAGGAUUUUGACAUGAUUCUCCAGUCAAUGAAGAGCACACUCGCUGAAGACUCCAAUGCAGCUUUUGUAUUCAACUGUCACGGAGGCAAAGGGCGGACAACAACAGCGAUGGUCGUUGCAUUACUCACCAUCUGGCAUUUCAAUAGCAUUCCUGAAAUUAGUGAGGAUGAAAUUGUAAGUGUUCCAGAUGCCAAAUAUACCAAAGGAGAGUUUGAGGUAGUCAUGAAGAUUGUUCAGAUACUGCCUGAUGGGCACAAAAUGAAGAAAGAAGUAGAUAUGGCACUUGACUGUGUUAGCGAAACUAUGACUCCUAUGCAUUACCACUUGCGAGAGAUCAUUAUAAGCACUUACCGGCAGAUUAAAACAGCCAAAAAUAUUAAGGAAAUGCAGUUACUUCAACUAAGAAGCCUUCAGUACUUGGAGAGAUACAUUUAUCUGAUCCUAUUCAAUGCCUACCUACAUCUGGAGAAGAAGGAAACAUGGCAUAGACCCUUCAGCAACUGGAUGUAUGAGGUGGCAUCCAAAGCUGGAGUUUAUGAUGUCCUCAACCAACUGGGCUUCAGUGAGUUUGAGAAUGCGGAAGAUCAGCCUUUGUGUCGGCUGCGCUGUCGUUGGCAACAGCAAAGUGUCAACUUGCUUCCUUUCCGAGGCGAGUUUGUCUAGGAGUGUAAAAGCUACUUUGCAUUCUGAUUUCUUGGAAGCUUUCUCUUAUUUUUGGGAGAUUGAAAAUCUAGCCUUAAAAAGUCCCCAAAAGACUGUCCCUGUUUUCUGGGCUUACUGCAAUCACAAUACAAAUCCCACAAACAGCCAUGGAAAAUGCACACAUCAUUUACAAGGAACAAUAAAGCCGUAUUGUCCGGAGACAUGAUCUGUAUUUGAUCCAGUGGACACUGAGGAACGCACACUCUGUGCAUUCAUUUCUUACAUUAUUGCUAAUGAUUAAAGUAUGUUCCAUCCAAAUUUGAACAACUAACAUUUUGAAGCGUUGAAGUGUCUGGUAGAGCUAUACUUUCAUUUAUUGAGAACAGUGCUGUGUAUACCAUGUUCUUUGGAACCCUCUGUAGUAUUCCUUUUAUUGUAUUAAGGUUUGAUAAGUAUAAAUGCAAUAGUUUAUUUUUCCGUAGCAAAUAAUAUUCAGUAAAUGUGUAAUAAAGCACAAAUUGUGCUAAGAAAUGUAAUUUGAAUUAUAUUGUUAUAAUAAGAAUUGGUCUUAAAAAUAUGUACAAAUUUAGUUAUGCUUUGCAUUACCAAGUGUGUUUAGUUUAAAAUGCUUUUAGAAAAUGUGUUAAUUUAAAACAAAGACUGAAAAUGAGCAAAGAUAUACAAGAAUUCAGGAGCAAUUUAUUGAAUUAUCUCUGAACAUCCCCCUCCCCCUUUUCUUUUCUAUUUUUUAAAUAGGUUGUAAUUUAAAAAAAACUAAAACAUAUUCUUUAUUCUACAUUGUACAGAAACUUUGCUUUUGUGGGGCACAGGAACAGGAAGUGAUAGCUUGUCAAGACGACAGGGUGGCGAGGUUUCAGUCUUACAUAUUUCUGCGACUGACUGUCAGGAAAUAGUUAUUGCUGCAGUUAGUUAUAUGUAGAAUGGACAUUCCAAUUGUUUUGUUCAAACAGUUCAGCAGGGUAAUUGUUUAAUAGAAAAAAAUCCAUAAUGUUGAUUGAUCUGUGAUAAAAUAAUUUCACAGGCUGAUAUAAUCCACUGAAAGGUAUAAAAUAUGAGCUGCCCAUUACAAUUGCUUGAAAUAUAAUGUUGAGAAUUAAAGGUAAAGAGCCACAAUUACCAUUUUGAUUUAUAUUGUUUUACCUCAAAGAGGUAUUUUCCAGACUUGAUGCAUGUCGUGUUAAUUGUUAAAUGUAGGUAGGGUAUUUUUAAACCAGAGUCACUAUACUUUUAUGUAAUAAAUAUUUUGUUUGUUAAAGAACAUUGAUAUUUUUGAAAUAAUUAUAUAUUUUUUGUUUUUGUAAUGCUACAAGAUAUAUCAAAGUAAAGACCCAAUUAUUUCUAUAUUGUUUUUAUUUAAUGUUGUACUGAUUUAUGCCUUAUGUGUGCCGCUUGGUAAAUAUGAUUGUGCAGCACUGUGAGAACAAAAGUAAAAACAACACAGAUGGUGUAAUCCUGCAGUAAUAACAGCCUAACGUGCUUGAUAUAGACCCACCACCUAUACACAGUGGAAGCCAUUUUGUGAGCUGAACCAAUACUGAGAAAGCAGCUUAUUGGUUCACUGAACUUAUUAGAAACAUGUAUACUUUAGCUAUUAAUGGGGGUAUAAUUGGAUGGGU
Pseudophryne corroboree (corroboree frog) is the source of this 4866-nucleotide messenger RNA. RefSeq names its product phosphatase domain containing paladin 1 (gene PALD1). Gene Ontology annotation, cellular component: cytoplasm. NCBI's taxonomy places the organism in Eukaryota, Metazoa, Chordata, Amphibia, Anura, Myobatrachidae. The transcript has 22 exons. Gene Ontology annotation, molecular function: protein tyrosine phosphatase activity. Bases 599 to 3250 code for a protein of 883 amino acids. The record is from RefSeq and is a predicted model, not a curated record.